ACUAAUAGCGAUAUCACUAAUAAUUACUAAACCACAUCUGCCUAAGAUAAGAUGCUGAGAUCUCUCAGUUUCCGAAAGUUGAGCACCUUUGCGGAGAAGGCGGCAGCAAUAUUGGAGGCGGAGGAAGCGGGCGGUUGGCCGUUGGAUGGCGGUGGCGCGCGUCAUAUCGAUUCGACGGCGCCGCAGUGCGCGUUUAUUGAUCAUCAGAGAAUGGUUGGGGAUGGCGUAAGCGGCACGGCGCGGCCCCCACAGCGCAUGCAGCACACCAGAAAACAACGGCAGCAGCACUACCCGUGCUGCCUUUCCCCACCAUAUAACCAUUCAGAACCAUUGAGCAGCAACAGAAUCGUUGCGAAAGUCGGUUAGCAAGUUAGUGGGAUGAAGCAGUGCGCAGUGUAGCAGCAGCAGCAGCAGGCCGAGGCCAAGCAACGAUGCCCAAGAAGAAGCCGAUCCCCGUCGAGGAUCUGAUUAUCCCGCCGCAGGAUGGACGAAUCUGCGGCACUAUCUGCAUAUGCCAGAUGACGCUGGUUCUGAGCAGCGUCGCCCUAGUCUACCUGACGGUGGCCGUUUACGUGCCUUCAUCGCGCGCCUUCCAGUACGGAAUGGUGGAGGAGCCGGUCAUGUGCACGACCACGCGCGCCGUCACAGUGGAAACCUGCGAGUGGGGCUCCUGCGGCGAGUGGUGCCUGAGCAAGACCUCGGGAUCGUGCAUGCAAAUAUUCGUGAAUCUGCGGUACAACGGUAGUAGCAUAGUCCUAGCAAAUUGCACGAACACCGCCAACAAGACAUGUUAUGGCAUCGACCAGGAAAACGCGAAACGCAGCCGUUGCAUUGUCGAUGAAUGCAGGAAUCUAACUGGAACAUUUAACUGCUCCACCGGAAUGUGCAUCAACAUCUCGGACGCAUUUGAAUGCAUAUUCAAGGAUACAGAUCCUCCGCUCAAGUGUUCAGGUCGGCGUGGAAAGAUUACAUGCAUCGACCUGGAUGGUCUCUACAGUUGCAACAGAGGGACUUGCGAACGCAUUCGAACGCCAUACAACUGCGAGCGGCGGUGCGUCGAUAUACCCACACGGAACAAGAAUGUGAUACUCCUUAGCGGUGACAAGGUUUAUCUAUCGAAUUGUCAGCGGGCGCUCGAGCUAGACACUGGUGAGGAGAUUUGGAACAAAUCGCAGGGUAACAUCAUGAUGGCCUCCUGCUACAGCAUCGUUAAUGAGAGCCGCGGUGUUGUGGCCGUCGACUGCGUGAACGGCUCGCUGCUGGCCAAUAACAUCCUCAGCGACCUUACUAACUUUACCUACCUGAGCUACGUGAAUCUCUUCAACACCAUACCGCUUGAUGAUCGGCGGCGCAUGAUUCCACCCGAAACAGAUCUGAUCAUCGCCAACGAGAGCCGCCUACUGAUCAACCUCGAGGGUUGCGUGAACACGCUGCGCGACGAAUGCAAGGAGUUCCUCCGCGUCUACGGCAAGGACGGCACUGAUCAUAACGCCCGCGCUCGCUUUACUUGCUAUUACGCCAACGGCAACACCGACAUCGUUGUCGCCAGGUUCGACUUGGUGACUACCACCCGCCAAUUUUGGAUUGCGUCGUUGCUGCCUUCGGUACUCUUCUUCGUAUCGUGUCUAACGCUAAUAAUCUGCCAGCGGACGGUCGUUGUCGGAGAUGAUGCGAAAAUGCGUUUUCAGGGCUGCAUCAGCUCGGACCCGGGACCCAUAGAGAAAAGCAAUUCUGUGAACAACAUGACCGACCGAGGAGGCGGCAACGGCAACAACAUAAUGGCCCUCUGAGAUCAGUCACGCGUUCCCCUACUGCUGGAUAGAGGCUGAAGUCGCUGCGUCCCAGCUUCGGUGCAAAGGGGGAAAGCGUUGUUUUGAGAAAAUUUAAAAUAAGGCUUAGUUUGAUUAUUCUAAUACAUCCACGAUAUAUAUAUCUAUCUAUCUAUCUAUAUAUUUAUAUACAUAAAUAUAUACAUACAUAUAUUUAACUAA
Nicrophorus vespilloides is the source of this 1991-nucleotide messenger RNA. RefSeq lists its product as uncharacterized. Gene Ontology annotation, molecular function: sodium channel regulator activity. The coding region runs from base 432 to 1790 and encodes 452 amino acids. The record is from RefSeq and is a predicted model, not a curated record. The transcript is spliced from 3 exons. Gene Ontology annotation, biological process: regulation of sodium ion transport. Lineage: Eukaryota; Metazoa; Arthropoda; Insecta; Coleoptera; Silphidae.